GCCAGCAGCAUCGCCAUCCCUCUCAACUCUCAUCCAUCCCCUCUCUGACUCCCCCAAUAAAUGAGAAGCAGAGUCCCUCUCCCUAAGAAAGAAGACAGACAGAGGCCCUUCCACCAACUCUCAUGGCGACCACUCUCCAUCUAUCAGGCUCCUGUGCCCGCAUUGCCCUCCCCCUCUCUCGCAGCCACGCUGAAUCUGUUGCACCCGCCUGCCCAGCUCCACCACCUCCCCUGCCUCAUACUGCUCCUUUCUUCAACAGGCUGCCUCCGCCUCGCCCUCUCCUAUCCCUCAGAAAGCUGCAGAACGCCUCCCCUCCGCUGCUGCUGUCGAAAACCAGAGCCGUCGCUAGAGAAUCAAGCCCUAAGGAGACGACGGAGAAAUGUGGAACUGCUGAAGGAAAGUAUUACUUUCUGGUUGCCAACGCCAAGUUCUUGUUGGACGAGGAAGAGCAUUUCAAGGAGGUCCUGUUCGAGAGACUCAGGCACUUGAACGAGCGAAAGAAGGAGCACGACUUCUGGUUGGUGGUGGAGCCAAAGUUCUUGGACAAGUUCCCCUCUCUCACCAAUCGCCUUUUGAGGCCCGCCGUUGCUCUGGUCUCCACUGAUCCUGGCUGGAUCUCUUUCGUUAGGCUGAAAUUGGAUCGAGUUCUAUCUUCGGAGUAUGAAGCAGACAGUCUCCAAGAAGCAUUGGCUUGCAAUCCGACAGAACUUCGCUUCCCACCCCUGAAAAAGUGGGAAGCACCUUAUCCCAAAUAUGAAUUUGGAUGGUGGGAACGCUUUUUCCUACCAAGCAAGACCGACUCUCAAAACUAGAUGAUACAACUCUUCUCCUUUAACGUAUUCAGUGGGCAAAAUUUUCCUCUCCCAUCUCCCAUCUUAUUAUGUUUUUCCCCUUUUGGUUUUUCGAAUUCUACUAGUUUGUCAAUCCCUUUUCCAUCGAUUUCUCAAACUUUAUAUCAACUGUAGACAAGUACCUGUAAUUGGAAGGGCAAAGGUUGCGGCCGUUUGGUGUUCUGCAUAGCA
Messenger RNA from Nymphaea colorata (pocket water lily), 1022 nucleotides. RefSeq lists its product as uncharacterized. The transcript has 3 exons. The record is from RefSeq and is a predicted model, not a curated record. The coding region runs from base 123 to 812 and encodes 229 amino acids. Lineage: Eukaryota; Viridiplantae; Streptophyta; Magnoliopsida; Nymphaeales; Nymphaeaceae.